AUGACUAAGAAUAUUCGCAAAAGUCUUGCUGAUACCAUGGAGUAUGAGCAUGUUGAGAUGCCCAAUGGGAUCCAUGCAUUGGUUAUAUCUGAUCCGUCUCUUGACAAGUGCAGUUGUGCUGUCUCUGUAAAGGUUGGGGCAUUUGACAACCCUGAGUCUGCACAAGGGCUUGCACACUUCCUGGAACACAUGCUGUUUAUGGGUACUGAGAAAUACCCUGACGAAGAGGGCUUUAGCAAGUUCCUCGCCAGAAAUAAUGGAGGAUAUAAUGCAACGACCUAUGGAGAAGUGACCAUAUACUAUUUUGAUGUUGCGCCAAAGGCCUUUGAAGAGGGAGUCGACAGACUUGCAGACUUCUUCAAGGCACCGUUACUAAAGAAAAACUCUGUCGAAAGAGAAGUGUCUGCAGUCCACUCCGAGUUCUGCAAUGGGCUUAAUGUCGAUGACUGGAGGAUCUGGAGGAUGAUGGCAAGAUGCUGUAAGAAGGAGCUCCCCAUAUCCAAGUUCAGUACCGGAAACUAUGACACGCUGAGGAGAGAAGGGAUAUGGGAGGAGAUGAAGGAUUUCUGGAGGAAGAAGUAUUCGUGUGACAAGAUGUGUGUUGUGAUUUACGGAAACAAGAGCCCUUCCGAGUUGAAGAAGCUGUUGAAGAAGUUUGAGGGAGUUCCCAAGGGAUUGGAAGAAAAGGAAUGCAGUGGGAAGAACAUGGGAUCUGAGCUUGAAGAAGGGUGGAGUGUGUUUGAUACUGAAUAUACAAAUAGAUGGAUAAGAGUAGAGCCGAUUGCUGACACAAAGUCCAUUGUAGUUACCAUAACUGUUGAGUCUGGAUACAAGGUUUUUAGGAACAACCCAUAUGAAUGUAUUACUGAAAUGAUUCUUAGGGAUGACCCAAGAGGGUUUGCUUGUAAAGUGAAGGAUAAGGGGCUUGCAUUGGAUGUUGAAUGUGAAAACGCUAACUACACAGACUACUCGUUGAUCAUAAUAACUGUGCAUCUGUCUGUUGUUGGGAGCAAAAGACCAAAGGACGUGGUUUUGGAGCUUGUAAAGUAUAUCCAAGGGAUGAAUAUCACUGAAAGUGAGUAUGAAGAGCUUAAGAAGCGAUCUAGGUAUCUAUUCAAGUACGAGGAGAAUGAUGAGCCUAUGUAUCAAACACAGAAAAUUGCAAAGAGAAUGCAGUUCUAUCCCAUUGAGAAUGUCCUUGAUAAGGAUUACUGUUUUGAGAGAUUUGAUGAAAAUGAGAUGAAGAGAAUAAUCAAGAGAAUGGGAAGCUUUUCUGAGUGGCUUGUAUUCCAUGUUGCAAAAGACGCGGGGGUAUUUGAUAUGUGUGAGGAGAUAUAUGGAGUGAGAUUCGGAUUGGGAGAUAAAAUACUUGAAGCAAAGGACAUUAAGGGUGAGCCUUUGGAGAAAGUGGAUAGUGUGGAAUGGAAAGAAGGGGAGAUGGCAAGUUCCGAGAAUGGGUCUGAUAUUAUUUCGAAAGAGUUUCCAGGUGGAAAGAUCAACUACUUGUUUAACGACACCUAUAAAGUUCCAAAGGUAUUUAUUGGAUAUUUGAUAAGAACAGAGAACAUCAGUAAGGAGAGUAGGGUUGAUAUGAUGUUUCUUGCUGAGAAUGCAAAGAGCCAGUUCUUUAAGAAACAUGGUGGAUAUCUAUAUGGAACCGGGGUGGAUGUUUCUGUUCGAAUAGAGCACUACGGGAUUGAGAUCCGCAUUGAAUGCUUCAACCAUAUGAGUGUCGAAGUAUCUCAGAAGUUUUUUGAUAUACUGUUUGGAGACCCUGAUCAGUCCCGUAAGGAUCUGAUCAAAGAGAAGAUUCGGAACGAACUGGAGAUAAUGAGAAACAGCAGUCCCUACAGACGGUGUGAUGAAGGAAUGAGAUGGAUGAAAGUUCCAGACCAUAUGAUGGCUGAAGAGAUGAUGGAGAAGCUACAUUCUGUAGAUACGAGGUGCAAGAUGAGCCGAAAGUUCUUCCUCGAGAUGUUUGCAAUUGGAAACAUUGAGUACUCUGAUGCAGAGAAGAUAUUCAACCAUGUUCUGUCUAAGCAGGUAGAGGUAUAUAACUACAAAAGAAAGGGACUUCUUGAUGGGAGGUAUAAGUGUGAUGUAAAGACAAGCGAUAAGGUGAAUAAUGCAUGCACUGUAAACUAUUAUUGCGGGAAGUAUGGAAACCAUGUAGAUGCAGCAAUGACACACCUUGUACAUCAGUCGUGUAUGGCCAUGUUCUUUGAUGAUCUCCGAACCAAAGAAGAGCUUGGAUAUGUGGUGGCCUCCAGGGUUAUGCAUCUUGAUGAUGAGCAGUAUAUAGUAUUUCUUGUGCAAAGUGAGAAGGAUGUAGACUUCCUGGAAAAGAGAAUAAGAAAGUUCGUUGAGGACCUGGAUGGAUACUACAAGGAGAUGAGUGAAGAGCAGUUCGAAGAGUUCAAGAGUGGUGUUAUUUCAUUCUUCAAGGAAAAAAAGAAGAAUUUCGAGAUCUACAGCACCGACAUGUGGGGCAAGUAUCUGAGAGGAGUAGUAGACCUGAAGUAUGAAGACAAAGCUGUUGAUGCGGUCAGUAAGAUUUCCAAGAAGGAUCUGUCUAUAGGCAAGGUGUUUGGGCCAGCGUAUGUUUCUAGGGUAUUUGCUCAUUAA
Encephalitozoon romaleae SJ-2008 is the source of this 2625-nucleotide messenger RNA. Its product is annotated as secreted/periplasmic Zn-dependent insulinase-like peptidase. Gene Ontology annotation, biological process: peptide catabolic process. NCBI's taxonomy places the organism in Eukaryota, Fungi, Microsporidia, Unikaryonidae. Gene Ontology annotation, cellular component: mitochondrion; cytosol. Gene Ontology annotation, molecular function: metal ion binding; metalloendopeptidase activity. The record is from RefSeq and is a predicted model, not a curated record. The coding region runs from base 1 to 2625 and encodes 874 amino acids. The transcript has a single exon.